UCCAAGGACGAAGCAUGGGAAGCAAGUGCGUCCUGUGGUGGAGCUUGGUGGCCAUCGUCGCCGUUGCAAAGGCGCGGCGACACGACAUUACAUGCUUGAACACGGAGUCCUCCGUUGACGAAGACCGUGUCCUCGACUGCUACCCCCCACGACCAGGAUUCCCCAAUGCGACGGAAGAAUUCUGCCGUGCACAAGGGUGCUGCUGGAACCCGACACGAUCGCCACCAUGCGUUUUCGGCUCGGUACCGCCCCCUACUUCUGCUAGAUGCUCUGCCGUCCCAGUAUUGUCUCGUGUGGCGUGUCGAAACCCUCGCUACUUUCUGCGUCCUCAGAACGCGACCGAUUGCGCUGCGAUGGGCUGUUGUUUUGAUGCCACAUCCAACUCCACCACUGCAUGUUUCCAGCCAUCUGCUCCUGGGUAUGUCCUCACGCAUUGGCAGGACGUUCCCAUGGGAUACUCUGGAACGUUAACGCUGUCCGGUGCUGCCGCUCGUGGACCGUUUGGCAACGACAUCUCGACGCUGGCGAUUCAAGUGCAGUUGGAGUCCAACACCCGCGUCCGCGUGCGCAUUUUCGACCCAAUUUUUCGGCGCUACGAAGUGCCACUCCCCCUUGCAAACGCUUCGUCUAUGCACGACCACAAACGGUUGUUCGAGGUCUCUGUGACGAAGGCGCCGUUCGGUAUUGCCAUCACCCGCCUUGCAACGAACGAAGUGCUGUUCAACUCUACGCCCGUCGCGUCGUGGAAUGGCCCGCUUGUGAUUUCCAACCAGUUCUUGGAGCUUUCCACAAGAGUUCUAACGACGCCAAAGCUGUUUGGUCUCGGGGAGCAUGUCGGCCGGCUGGUCAACCCCGCCCGCGGAGACCACUACACGCUGUGGACGCGCGACCGCCUGGCAAACGCAGGCAACGCGCAUACGGCGGCUGGCGGUGACAACGAGUAUGGCGUCCAUCCCUUCUACAUCCGCGUGGAAGAUACAAAUCCAACGCUUGCCCACGGCGUCUUUCUCCUCAACAGCAACGCGAUGGAGGUCGUGGCGUCUCCCACUGCAAUCACGUUUCGAACCGUUGGUGGUAUCCUCGACUUGUUCGUGUUUUUAGGGCCAUCUCCACGUGACGUCGUGGCUCAGUACACCGCCUUGGUCGGCCGACCGGCCAUGCCGCCGUACUGGGCGCUCGGGUAUCACUUGUGUCGGUACCAUUAUGCUAACGUGGAUCAAGUUCGCGAUGUCGUGCGGCGCAUGCGGGCGGCCGACGUUCCUCAAGACGCCCAGUGGACCGACAUUGAUGUUCUCGACGGGUUCUUCGACUUCACUUGGGACAACACGGCGUUUCCACACAUGGACCGCUUUGUCCACAACGACUUGCAUGCGUUCGAUGUCCAUUACGUCCCGAUCGUGGAUGCAGGGAUUGGAAUUUCGCGACCGACGGACGCGGCAUUUGCCGACGGGUUGACGCACAACGUGUUUAUGACCGCUGGCGGGUCGAACUCGUCCGUGUUGGAGGUGAAUCGAGUGUGGCCAGGGGACGUCGUGUACCCAGACUUCUUCCAUCCCAAUGCGUCGGCAUACUGGGAGGCGCAGCUGCGACGGUACUACACGACCGUGCCGUACGACGGCAUUUGGCUAGACAUGAACGAGCCAAGCAGCUUUUGCACGGACAGCGACUCGUCCAGCUCGUCCUGCCCCUUCCCGACGUCGCCAUUCGUCCGAUCGAGCGACACGAUGUAUCCCAUGGACCCGUAUCGCCAGCCGUUUGCCCCUGGCCAGCACCACGACCACGGUGGCAACCUGGCAACCAUGACGGCGUCCCUCGCCGCGCAUCAGUUUCCAUCGCUACAUUACAACUUGCACUCGAUGUAUGGCCACUCGGAACUUGUCGCGACGCGGCGCGCCGUCGAGCGCAUCCGUCGCAAGAGGCCAUUUGUGCUGUCCCGAUCGACGUUUGCUGGAGACGGCAGCGACGCCGCCCACUGGCUCGGCGAUAAUGCAGCGACUUGGACCGAUCUCCGACUGGGUGUGGCGGGAGUGCUGGCGAUGAACAUGUUUGGGUUGCCCAUGGCGGGGCCAGACACGUGCGGGUUUGAUGGAAACACAACAAAAGAGUUGUGCAUUCGAUGGCACCAAGCAGGGAUCUUGUUUCCCUUUUUGCGCAACCACAAUGCGGCCGAAAAAGACCAGGCGCCUGUGGAUUUCGACGACGAAGCGACGGCCAUUCUCCGCCACACGCUGCGUCAACGGUACCAGCUACUGCCAUAUUUGUACACACAACUGUAUCGCAUGCACGUGGACGGCGGGAACGUCGUGGUGCGCGCGCUCUUCUUUGAAUUCCCGUCGAACGACACGUUUGGCAUCGAUUCCCAGUACUUGGUGGGCCCAGCUUUGCUGGUCUCGCCCGUGCUGGACGAAGGAGUGGUGACUGUCCAUGCGACGUUUCCACGGGCGGCGGCUUGGUACGACCUGUGGACAGGUCACAAGGUUGACAACGACGUGGAUGGCACGGUCCACAGCGGGGACCCGAUUGUCCAACUGGAUGCACCGCUUGCCGCGGUUCCAUUGCACAUUCGCGGCGGUCAUAUCGUCCCGCAGCAACUGCCUGGGCGCACCACGACUGCCAGCCGAAUGAACGCAUUUCACCUUGUUGUGGCGCUGCCCCAAGCCACAGAAGACCUGCCGUUCGUGCGGGCUACUGGUGAAUUAUACAUGGAUGGCGGCGACUCGCUGGACCCCGUUGGCCACGGCGUAUACGCUCUCGUGUCGUUCUCGGCCGUCCAUUAUCCAGACAAGGGGUACGUGUUUAUGACGGGUCGCGUCGACCACGGCGGAUUCGAUGGACCGCAGGUGCGCGUCGCGGUCGAGUCCAUUUCGGUGUAUGGCACCCGAGGCUAUCGGCUAGGCCAGGCCAUCGACGUCGAAUGCGCUCAAGGCACAACGUCGUCGUCAGGUUUGGCAACUUACAACCCAACAAGCGAGACUUUGGCUGUGCAUGCGCUCACGAUCGUCGUGGGCGAACCGUUUGGUGUCCGUGUGCGUCCAGCGGGUUCGCUGGAUGAUCGUACAGUUUGGUCGAGCCAUCUCGACGACGCCCUGGCGCAAAUGUAAAACGUGUUUCAAAAUCAAUACAGGACGCCACCCAACAGAGGCUUUGCAUCCUA
This is a messenger RNA of Aphanomyces invadans, 3154 nucleotides long. RefSeq lists its product as hypothetical. Gene Ontology annotation, molecular function: hydrolase activity, hydrolyzing O-glycosyl compounds; carbohydrate binding. Gene Ontology annotation, biological process: carbohydrate metabolic process. Lineage: Eukaryota; Oomycota; Saprolegniomycetes; Saprolegniales; Verrucalvaceae. Bases 15 to 3101 code for a protein of 1028 amino acids. The transcript is spliced from 4 exons. The record is from RefSeq and is a predicted model, not a curated record.